UGUGUUUGGGCACGACCACUGAUAUUAAGCUGCAUGUCUCAGAGGAUAAUAGUGUGAAAUAUUCAGGAUAGUUAUCGUCCUGUGAGAAUGACAGAAAUCGAUUUUUGUCAAGAGACAAAUCAUCUUUUCUUUUUCUUUUUUUUGAAACUUUAAUAUUUUGAAGUUGGUGAAGAUACUUGAGGGAAAUUUCUGUGUUUUCGCUGGCUUUUUUGUGACAUAAAGACACAUGCACUGGUCUUCAGUGAAAAUGGAGAUCACAACGUCAGUGGUUUAAGCAGGAUGGACGUAUCGGAGGCGUUGACGCCUGUAACGGCCACCACGCCGGCCACGUUGAUACCAAACUCUUCUCUGGAGAAUGUCAGCCAGGCGUCCUCUGGCUCGUCCAGAUCUCCUCCUCUACCUCCUCACUCGCAGGUGGCGUCGGUGUUUAUCGUGCUGGUGGUCACGGUCAUCAUCCUGGGGACUGUGGUGGGGAACGUGCUGGUCGUAGUGGCGGUGUUCACCAGUCGAGCCCUGAGGGCACCUCAGAACCUUUUCCUGGUGUCUCUGGCUUCAGCGGACAUACUGGUGGCAACUCUGGUCAUCCCCUUCUCCCUAGCCAAUGAGGUCAUGGGCUACUGGUACUUUGGUUCCACCUGGUGCUCCUUCUACCUGGCUCUGGACGUCCUCUUUUGCACUUCCUCCAUCGUCCACCUGUGUGCCAUCAGCCUUGACCGAUACUGGUCCGUCACCAAAGCGGUGAGCUACAACCGCAAACGUACUCCCCGGCGGAUCAAAACGAUGAUCAGCAUCGUGUGGCUCAUAUCUAUUGUCAUCUCGUCCCCACCGCUGCUAAUGACCCACAAAGAGGAUCUGGGCACGUACCAUGAGGAUAACAUGCACACACAGGAGUGUCUCCUCAACAACCAGACAUGGUACAUCCUCUCCUCCUGCCUGGUGUCCUUCUUCGCCCCGGGAGUCAUCAUGAUACUCGUUUACUGUAAGAUAUACCGCGUUGCUAAGCAGCGGGCCUCCACCGUGUUCGUGGCGAAGAACAUGAUGGAGCGGCAGCCGUCGCAGUCCGAGACGUGCUUCGUGGGCACGUCCAGGGUUUGCCAAAGGAAGGGCUGUCCUCAGUACGAGCUGGACAGCCCGCGGCCCCCCGCCCGACACAGUUCUUCCAACAUCGACAGCAACAGCAGCACUCACAGGAGAGGAGAGCUGGAUGAGAUCGACUUAGAGGAACGGAGCUGCCAAGGUGAAAUAAAAACAUCCUUGUCCUUUUCCUCAUCGCUCCGCUUCCCCAGGAGAGGCGGUGGGAGGGUGAAAACAGAUGAGGGAAAGGACGCGGAGGGAGCAGCAAACAGUUUGAAACCCCCUCCUUCUGUGCCCCCUCCUUCCUGUGCCUCCAUAUCGUGGGCAUCAUCGGACCACGGCUCCAACCAUUUCCUUCUCCCGUCUCCGGUGCCCGUCCGCAGCAGACACGCGUCUCUAUCCAAAAACAAAGUGGCUCAAAUGAGGGAGAAGCGCUUCACAUUUGUCCUGGCAGUGGUGAUGGGCGUAUUUGUCCUCUGCUGGUUCCCGUUUUUCUUCACUUACAGCCUCCACGCUGUCUGCAGGGAGAACUGCAUCAUCCCUGACACGCUCUUCAACCUCUUCUUCUGGAUCGGGUACUGCAACAGCUGCCUGAACCCCAUCAUCUACACCAUUUUUAACCGAGACUUCAGAAGGGCCUUCAAGAAGAUUUUAUUCCAGACUCAUAAACGAACCUAAGAUGUCUGAGCGUGUGUGUGUGAGCGCACACACUGA
This is a messenger RNA of Neolamprologus brichardi, 1788 nucleotides long. RefSeq names its product alpha-2Db adrenergic receptor-like. Lineage: Eukaryota; Metazoa; Chordata; Actinopteri; Cichliformes; Cichlidae. The record is from RefSeq and is a predicted model, not a curated record. Gene Ontology annotation, molecular function: alpha2-adrenergic receptor activity; epinephrine binding. Gene Ontology annotation, biological process: regulation of vasoconstriction; regulation of smooth muscle contraction; platelet activation. Gene Ontology annotation, cellular component: plasma membrane.